Molecule: messenger RNA, 2155 nt
Organism: Trifolium pratense (red clover)
Lineage: Eukaryota; Viridiplantae; Streptophyta; Magnoliopsida; Fabales; Fabaceae
Product: subtilisin-like protease SBT5.4
Exons: 9
Coding region: 16-2103 (695 amino acids)
Biological process (GO): proteolysis
Molecular function (GO): serine-type endopeptidase activity
Source: RefSeq, a predicted model, not a curated record
AAAGCAAGAGGGGCAAUGAUAUAUUCUUAUACAAGGAAUAUCAAUGGCUUUGCUGCAAUCCUCGAAGAGAAAGAAGCUGCGAGUAUUGCAGAGCAUCCAGAGGUUGUUUCAGUGUUGUUAAACAGAGGAAGAAACUUACACACAACACACUCGUGGGAGUUCAUGUCAAUGGAAUACAAUGGUGUUGUUCCUUCUGAGUCACUCUUUAGAAAAGCCAGAUACGGUGAAGAUGUUAUAAUCGGGAACCUUGACUCUGGUGUAUGGCCAGAAUCUCCGAGCUUUAGAGAUGAGGGGAUAGGUCCCAUUCCAUCAAGGUGGAAAGGAAAAUGUCCGACCACUGACUUCCGUUGCAACAGGAAACUGAUAGGAGCAAGGUACUUCAACAAAGGCUAUUUGGCCUAUGCAGGGCCAGCAGCAACACAAAACCACACGCAUAACACCGUACGAGACUAUGAAGGUCAUGGAUCUCACACAUUGUCAACAUUAGGAGGAAACUAUGUUUCUGGAGCUAAUGUUUUUGGUUUUGGCAAUGGAACUGCCAAAGGUGGUUCUCCAAAAGCCAGAGUUGCUACUUACAAAGUCUGUUGGCCAAAAAUUGAUGACGGUGGAUGUUUUGAUGCUGAUAUCAUGGCAGCCUUUGAUAUGGCUAUUCAUGACGGAGUAGAUGUUCUUUCCCUUUCUCUUGGAUCUGUUGCUGUUGAUUACUUUAAUGAUGGCCUUUCAAUUGCUGCAUUUCAUGCUGUUAAGAAAGGUAUCACUGUAUUGUGUUCAGCUGGAAAUAGUGGACCAACACCUGGAACUGUUACAAAUAUUGCACCUUGGAUAUUAACUGUUGCUGCAAGCACCUUAGAUAGAGAGUUUGCUUCUGGUGUUGAACUCUAUAAUGGACAAAGCUUUAGGGGAUCAAGCCUUUCUGGAGCUUUGCCAGAAAACAAGUUUUACCCACUCAUUACUGCUGCCGAUGCAAAAUUGGCAAAUGCAUCUGUAGAAAAUGCUACCCUAUGCUAUAGAGGAACAAUUGACCCUGAAAAAGCAAGGGGCCGCAUCUUAGUUUGUCUUAGAGGUAUUUUUGCAAGAGUGGUAAAGAGCCUUGUUGCUUUUGAGGCUGGAGCAGUUGGAAUGAUUCUUUGUAAUGACCAAGCUGAUGGCAAUCAGCUCUUUGCCGAUCCUCAUUUCCUUCCAUCAUCGCAAAUCACUUAUGAAGACGGUGUUGCUGUCUUUGCCUACAUCAAUUCAACCAAGAAUCCGCUAGGAUCUAUUAAUCCACCCAUAACAAAGUUGAACACAAAGCCUGCUCCAAAAAUGGCCGCUUUCUCCUCUAGAGGCCCUAACAUAAUCACACCAGAGAUUCUCAAGCCAGAUAUAACUGCACCUGGUGUCAACAUUGUUGCUGCCUACUCAGGAGGGAUUAGCCCUUCAGAGAUGGACUUUGAUAAGCGCAGGAUUCCCUUUAUCACAAUGUCUGGAACAUCCAUGUCAUGUCCUCAUGUGGCUGGAGUUGUUGGCCUUCUCAAGACUCUCCACCCUGACUGGAGUCCAUCAGCUAUUAAAUCAGCAAUUAUGACAACCGCUAGGACAAGGGCCAACAAUGCUAAACCAAUCCUUGAUGAUAAUAAUGUGAAGGCAACACCAUUUGCCUAUGGCUCAGGUCACAUUCGACCAAAUCGUGCCAUGGAUCCUGGCUUGGUCUAUGAGUUGAACAUCAAUGAUUACCUAAACUUUCUUUGUUUCAUUGGUUAUAACCAGACACAGAUUAGCAUGUUCUCUGGCACUCAUUAUCAUUGUAAGGAUAUAAACAUCUUGGAUUUCAACUACCCUACAAUAACAAUACCUCAACUCUAUGGUUCAGUUACUUUGAGUAGGAAGCUGAAAAAUGUUGGUCCACCAGGAACAUACAAAGCAACCUUACGUGUACCAGCAGGAGUUUCCGUAUCUGUGCAGCCAAAUAUCUUGAAAUUUGACAAGAUUGGUGAUGAAAAGAGUUUUAAUUUGACUGUUGAAGUUAAAAGAUCAGGUUUGGCUACUGUCUUUGGAGGCCUAACUUGGUCAGACGGCAAACACUAUGUUAGGAGUCCAAUUGUAGUUGGAGGAGUUAAAGGUUAAAUUAUAAUCUUAUGAUCAGAAAUAGAUAUGAAUUAGGAUGAUAUUUCUUUUG